ACCCUCCCACAAACCCUUGACUUCAUUAUAACACGAAUUCUUGAUUCGUCGCUGUUGCAGCAAAAUGGUCGGUCGUGACUCCUACGUUCCUCAUCGUCGAGCCCUUUAUGCUCUCCUCUGGAUGAUCUCCGUCGCGGAGCUUGGCAUCACUGGCUUCCGCAUUAACUUUACACGCAAGAAUCUCCAUUUUCAUGACCCGAUCGUCGCCGAGUUACUCGUCGUCUCAAUCCUCACCAUCAUCUGGGCACCUCUAACCCUCCUCUUCCAUCGUUCCGCUCUAAAUAGAGCAGGCGGCACUUCUACAUCCCGGUUCGGUGGCUUCGGCUUCCUGCACGGCGAAACGACAGGCAACUUCGUCAUCUGGAUAAUGUGGUUCAUCGGCGCAGCCAUCGCAACACACAACUGGCCUACACGCGCCAUCGCUGGACCAGGUAAACAGGGUCGUAUUCUGAUCGUCAUUGUUGCUCUUGCGUGGGUUGCGUUUGGUCUUUUGACGCUUGCGAAGGUGGGAGCGAUGAUGGAGUAUAGUGCGAGGAACGCUCUUGGGGGUAGUGCUGGAUAUUCGAAUGGGUAUGGAAGGGAGAAGGCUGCGCCUGCUAAUGCAGGUGCUGGUAAUGCAGGAACUGCGCCAGCCGCGAGUGUCUAAACUGGCUUUAUUUUCCCUUUUUUUCCGACCAACAUAAGUGCUUCGUUCCGUGCUGUAUCCUUUUCACCUCCCUGUUCUGUCUCUAUUCAUUAGAGUAUCUUGUUAAUUAUUCCAACUGUGGUUGACGACCCUCUUGUAUUUGUAUUCUAAGCCUCCUCGACGUUGAAGAUUUACGAUCGUUAUAUUU
Molecule: messenger RNA, 833 nt
Organism: Fomitiporia mediterranea MF3/22
Lineage: Eukaryota; Fungi; Basidiomycota; Agaricomycetes; Hymenochaetales; Hymenochaetaceae
Exons: 2
Coding region: 65-646 (193 amino acids)
Source: RefSeq, a predicted model, not a curated record